Molecule: messenger RNA, 1428 nt
Organism: Trypanosoma cruzi
Lineage: Eukaryota; Euglenozoa; Kinetoplastea; Trypanosomatida; Trypanosomatidae
Product: NIMA-related kinase, putative
Exons: 1
Coding region: 1-1428 (475 amino acids)
Biological process (GO): protein phosphorylation
Molecular function (GO): ATP binding; protein kinase activity
Source: RefSeq, a predicted model, not a curated record
AUGCCGAACAACGACAGCCACGACGCUCAGUUGCUGCGGCACUAUGCACAAUUUUUUCCAAAUGUGCUCUUUACAUCGGAAGAGGAGAUGGAGAAGUACUGCCAGGAUGCCAGGCCUGAUGCAGUCAAGAAGGUUCUUGACCUUCCGGAGGGGGAAGAGGUACCUGAGGAUGCCAUGAAUGAUCCCCGUGCACAUUUGUACAUUUUGAAACAUAUUGUGGGACGUAACGCAACAACGGCGGCGUUUGUUGCUCUUCGAGGGUCUGAUAAACAAAAGGUAGUAGCAAAGUUUAUCAUGUUGAAUGACGAGAAGCAGGCGGCAUACGCGCGGAGCGAAGUUCAUUGCUUGGCUGCCUGUGAUCACUUUGGAAUUGUCAAGCACUACGAUGACCUGAAAUCUGAAGACAAACUGCUAUUAAUCAUGGAAUACGGAAGUGGUGGUGAUCUCAAUAAGCAAAUCAAGCAGCGCCUUAAGGAGCGGCUGCCAUUUAAGGAGCAUGAAGCUGGUCUUUUAUUCUACCAAAUUGUACUGGCAUUGGACGAGGUGCACAGCAGGAAAAUGAUGCAUCGAGAUUUGAAAAGUGCCAAUAUAUUUUUGAUGCCAACGGGUAUUAUCAAGCUGGGUGACUUUGGCUUUUCCAAGCAGUAUACGGAUUCUGUUUCUCUAGACGUUGGCUCAUCUUUUUGUGGGACCCCGUACUAUCUUGCACCGGAACUUUGGGAGAGAAAAAGGUACAGCAAGAAGGCUGACAUGUGGUCACUUGGUGUUAUUCUGUAUGAGCUUUUGACGUUGCACCGUCCGUUCAAAGGUCCUUCCCAACGUGAAAUUAUGCAGCAAGUGCUGUAUGGUAACUAUGAUCCUUUUCCGUGUGGCGUAUCGGAUGGAAUGAAGGCGGUUAUGGAGCCUUUGCUUUCAAAGGAUCCUGCGUUACGCCCGACCACCACACAGUUAUUACACACAGAACUUAUGAAAUAUGUGGCCAAUAUAUUUGAAGAGAUUGUGAGAAACUCCGAGGUCAUUGAGAAGCACGACAAGGAGCGCAUCCUCAGGCAACUUGCAGAGUCACGGGCAAAAGCGCCCCCACCAAAUUCCAUUCAAGCUGGUGCUGUAAGUAACGACGUGGUGCGUGAGGGAUAUCUCCUUAAGUACAGUUCAGAUAUGAAGUGGAAAAAACGAUACUUUUCCAUUAAGAAUGGGCAACUUCGUAUUUCUCUCACGGACAACCCCGAAAAAGACGGUGUCUCCCCAAAGUCUGCCAGCCUGGAGACCGUUAAUGAUGUAUUCCCGGUGCCAGAGGCCUACUGCCGCUCCAACCCGCAUCAGCUGGUUAUUUGGUUUACCAAUGGUCAGAAGAUCAUUGCCAUGGCAAAGUCCGCAGAGGAGCGUGAUCAGUGGAUCUCUGACUUCCAAAGAGCAUGCGGUAUGUAA